Toxorhynchites rutilus septentrionalis is the source of this 10098-nucleotide messenger RNA. It is a transcript of the gene Nf1, whose product is annotated as neurofibromin. Lineage: Eukaryota; Metazoa; Arthropoda; Insecta; Diptera; Culicidae. Bases 97 to 9033 code for a protein of 2978 amino acids. The record is from RefSeq and is a predicted model, not a curated record. The transcript has 11 exons. Gene Ontology annotation, biological process: regulation of GTPase activity.
UUUUGCUCGCUAGCGCACAACGAAAUUAUCAGUGCUUCACUGCGAAAACUGACGAUCAUGUAAAAAAGGCUCGAAGCGAACUGAAAGCGGCACAAAAUGGCAACACAAAAGCCAGGCGAGUGGGCAAACUCACUUUUGGCACGGUUUGAGGAACAGCUGCCCUACCGCACCGGUCCCCAUGGGACCCAGGCGCGCCUCAGCAUCGACCAAACGAUGACCUGUUUGAUCCAGAUAUCGCGCUACCGCUUUUCACUGGUGAUCUCCGGCCUAACGAAGAUGCUCCAACGGGUCAACGAGAUUUUUAUUAUCUUGCAGUUUCAGCCGCCGGCAUGUCGGGGACACGAGCCGGAACGCUGUUGCUACGAUUCGCUGAUCGUUAUCCUAGAGACGCUGGAGCGUUGCCUGUCCGGGCAGUCCAAGGAUACGGCUCGGUUUGAGGAAGCGAUGAAUGUGAAGCUGCUACUGAGGGAGAUUUGUCAGUUUAUUGACAUUCAAAACGAGAACAACCAAAAUGCAGCGUCACUCAAGGCUCUUGCUUCGAAGGUGCUUUACGCGCUCUCCCAGAACCAUUUCGGGGCCGUGUUCAAUCGCAUCUCGGCUCGCUUGCAGGAGCUGAGCACCUGUUCAGAGGAGAAUCCCGAUUACAGCGAUAUCGAGUUGAUACAGCACAUCGAUUUGGACGUGAAUCGUCUCACCAAACUGCUAACGGAAACCAUACAGAAGUUUAAAUCGCUGAAAAAGUCUGCCCAUUUUAUUUUGUUGAACUCGCUGGAGAAGGCGCUUUGGAAUUGGAUCGAGUUCCACCCGAAGGAGUUUGAAGACUUGCAGCGAAAUCCUAACGAUGAGCUGUCGAAAUGCUGCGAGACGUUCUUUGAUAUAUUGGACUCGUACGCAGAGAAUAAAAAGGCUCGAUCGGCUGUUUGGCCACUGCAGAUAAUGCUGCUGGUUCUGAGUCCAAAGGUGCUGGAGGAAAUAGUCAAUGCGGAUUCGGGAGCACCUUGCUCUCCGAGGCAUUUGAAAAAGAAGCAUUUUAUGGAGGGAAUCAAGAAAGGAUUGGGAGCGCAUGCUUCCUCCAAGCAGUCCACCGAAUCGGCUGCUAUUGCGUGCGUUAAGCUCUGCAAAGCUUCCACGUACAUAAAUAUCAACGACUCGAACAAUGUCACCUUUCAGCUUGUUCAGAGCGUGAUAAACGAUUUGAAAUCUCUGCUAUUCAAUCCGGCAAAACCGUUUUCCCGAGGGCAAGGCUACAAUUUUCAGGACAUCGACUUGAUGAUCGACUGCUGGGUGUCCUGUUUCCGGAUCAAACCACACAACAACGAAGCGCUGAAGGUUUGCUUAAGCCUCAGUUCGCCCCCCGCAUAUCACUUUGUAAUUGUAAGUUCGCUGCUGAAAAUCGUAACCCAAGCUAGGCUCCCGUGGUGGCCCCAGAUUGAUCUGGUGUACGCUCGCUCGGGAGAGCUGAGAGCCCUGUUCACCGAUACGCUCAACAAGGCAACCCAAGGCUACAUUGCGCACACUCCGCUGCGAAUGAUAACCUCGCUGACGCUCAAAUCCAAAGACGCACAAAGUCGACUGACCCGGCCGGAUGAGGGCCCGGCGCACAAAGCGCUGCUGCUGCUGAUGGUUCGUUUGAUUCACGCCGAUCCGAUGCUGCUGUUGAACAGUCUCGGCAAAGCGGGUCACGAGGUGCAGAGCUCAACGCUGGAGCUGAUCAACGGGCUUGUGUCGCUUGUGCAUCAGCCAACGAUGCCGGAUGUGGCACAGGAGGCAAUGGAGGCACUGCUGGCUCUUCAUUCUCCCGACAAGAUAGAGGUGUGGAAUCCGGAAGCUCCGAUUAACACUUUUUGGGAUGUGAGCUCCCAGGUUUUGUUUUCGAUCUCCCAAAAGCUGAUUCAGCAUCAGAUUGCUAACUACACGGAUGUGCUGAAGUGGCUGCGAGAGAUUCUAAUCUGUCGCAAUACGUUCCUUCAGCGACACAAAGAUUAUGCCAACGUGGGAAGUCAGAUCGCCAUUUGCCGACAGGCGCACAUCAAGCUGGAAGUGGUGUUCUUUAUGUAUUUGUGGUCGGUUGAUUUGGACGCGGUCAUGGUUUCGCUCUCCUGCUUUGGAUUGCUCUGCGAGGAGGCUGAAAUUCGUUCCGGCUCGGAUGAGAUUACGGUGGGUUUUAUCCUUCCAAACUACCACCUGUAUCAGGAGCUGUCGCACGCAUCCAGCACACUGGCCACGCAGAAUCUCGAGUCCAGGUACAACUUCUAUGAACACACCCAGGGAAGGGCCGCCCUGCAGAAAAACAUUAUGUCUUUGGUGCGAAAGAUCGAGCACUGCGUCAACGGCGUUCAGCCAGCUUGGGAGGAAACAUUUCGCAACUGGGAGGUUACCUCCAAGGUGCUGCAGAAUUACCCCAAGGGCAAACCCGAGGAUGGACAGGCGGAAGUUUUCCACCGAAGCAUGGGGAAGAGGCGCGCGAGUCACCAGAGCUCCGAGCACGAUCUCGAAGAGCAGAUCUCCGAGUGGGCAAAUAUGACGUGGUUUCUGUUGGCGCUGGGCGGCGUUUGUCUGCAGAAACCGAGAAAUCAGCGACUGACACAGAGUCAAAUGCUUCCGAUUGGGAUCAGCGGGCCUUCGUUGAUGCAGUCGACCACUUCGCUUUCGAGUUCCAGCUCUGGGCGGGGUUCGAUGCAUCCCAUCAUGGGUUCUCUGGUGUCUUCGAUUGCCGGUGCCAGCCAGGAUGUUCAGUACUGUCCGGUGACGCAGUUUAUUGGACAGCUGUUACGUUUGUUGGUGUGUAACAAUGAAAAGUUCGGGCCCCAGAUUCAGAAACACGUGAAAGAGCUGGUAGGGCAGGAAAUGUCCGCCCAGCUGUAUCCGAUACUAUUCGAUCAGAUCCGAUCGAUAGUGGAGAAGUUCUUCGACCAGCAGGGACAGGUAGUGGUGACCGAUAUCAACACGCAGUUCAUCGAGCAUACGAUCUAUAUCAUGAAGUCGGUGCUGGAUGGUCGCCAAAGCAAGGAUCAGAACGAUCAACCUUCGAAUGCGGAGCAUCUGGGUGUGACGAGCAUUGAGAAUUUGAUGCUGGCGAUCGUACGCUAUGUGCGUCAUCUGGAUAUGACGGUGCAUGCUAUUCACAUAAAAACGAAGCUCUGUCAGUUGGUGGAAGUGAUGAUGAAACGCCGGGACGAUCUCGCAUUUCGACAGGAGAUGAAAUUCCGAAACAAAUUGGUUGAGUAUCUGACCGAUUGGGUAAUGGGGACAUCCCAUCAAAUCGCACCGCCAAGCUCCGGCGAUGUAACCAUAAUAACUCGCGAUUUAGAUCAGGCAUGUAUGGAAGCAGUCGCAGCACUUCUGAGGGGACUCCCGUUGCAGCCGGAGGAAUCGGAUCGUGGCGAUUUGAUGGACGCGAAAAGCGCUCUCUUUCUGAAGUAUUUUACAUUGUUCAUGAACCUUUUGAGCGACUGUGUGGAUGGUUCGGAAGCGGACAAGGAUUCCAACAAUCCUCCGCUGCUCCCUCCGCGACCUCGUGUGGCAGCUGGAAAGCUAAGCGCUUUGCGGAACGCAACCAUUCAGGCGAUGUCGAAUCUUCUCAGCGCAAACAUCGACUCCGGAUUGAUGCAUUCCAUCGAUCUUGGCUACAACCCGGAUCUGCAAACCAGGGCUGCAUUCAUGGAAGUGCUCACCCAGAUCCUCCAACAGGGAACGGAAUUCGACACCCUUGCCGAAUCUGUCAUGGCGGAUCGAUUCGAGCAGCUGGUUCAGCUCGUAACCAUGAUCAGCGACAAGGGAGAACUUCCGAUAGCGAUGGCUCUGGCCUCGGUCGUUACCACAUCUCAGAUGGAUGAACUGGCCCGGGUUCUGGUGACGCUCUUCGAUGCCAAACACCUGCUUUCGCCACUGCUCUGGAACAUGUUCUAUCGUGAGGUGGAGGUAUCCGACUGUAUGCAAACUCUUUUCCGGGGAAACUCGCUCGGAAGCAAAAUAAUGGCUUUCUGUUUCAAAAUAUAUGGAGCCAGCUAUCUGCAGGGCUUGCUGGAACCUCUGAUUCGUCCGCUGCUGGAUGACCCGGUCACAAGUUUCGAAGUGGAUCCGGCGCGCUUGGAGACCACCGAAGAUAUUGAAACGAAUCGAAAGAAUUUGAUAGCCCUCACCCAGAAGGUGUUCGACGCGAUUGUGAACUCCGCGGAUCGCUUCCCUCCGCAGCUUCGCUCGAUGUGCCACUGCUUGUACCAGGUGUUGAGCAAGCGCUUCCCCAACUUGCUGCAGAACAACAUCGGGGCGGUUGGAACGGUGAUUUUCUUGCGCUUCAUCAAUCCAGCGAUUGUUUCGCCCCAGGAACUGGGCAUUGUUGGUAAACAGGUUCCCACCCAGAUCAAGCGGGGCCUCAUGCUGAUGUCCAAGAUUCUCCAAAACAUCGCAAACCAUGUGGAAUUCUCCAAAGAACAACAUAUGCUGUGCUUCAACGACUUUCUACGAUCGCACUUCGAGGGAGGUCGACGAUUUUUCAUCCAAAUUGCGUCCGAUUGCGAAACCGUUGAUCAAACCUCACACAGCAUGAGUUUCAUCUCGGACGCUAACGUGCUGGCGUUGCAUCGCCUACUGUGGUCCCAUCAGGAGCGAAUCGGCGACUAUCUGUCCAGCAGUCGGGAUCACAAAGCCGUUGGAAGGCGACCCUUUGACAAGAUGGCUACAUUGCUGGCCUAUCUGGGACCACCGGAGCACAAACCGGUGGAUUCGCAUCUGCUCUUUUCCAGCUACGCCCGCUGGAGCUCGAUCGAUAUGUCCUCGACGAACUUCGAGGAGAUCAUGGUGAAACAUCAGAUGCACGAGAAGGAAGAAUUCAAAACGCUGAAGUCGAUGAAUAUUUUCUACCAGGCUGGGACAAGCAAGGCAGGCAAUCCGGUGUUCUACUACAUUGCACGACGCUACAAGAUCGGCGAAACCAACGGCGACUUGCUGAUCUAUCAUGUGAUCCUCAGCCUAAAACCCUUCUGUCAUUCACCUUUCGAGGUGGUGAUCGAUUUCACCCACACCUGCUCGGACAAUCGCUUCCGGACGGAGUUCCUGCAGAAAUGGUUCUACGUGCUCCCCGAGGUCGCAUACGAGAAUCUCCAUGCAGCCUAUAUCUACAACUGCAACUCGUGGGUGCGGGAGUACACAAAGUUCCACGAUCGUAUUCUUGCACCCCUCAAGGGGUGUCGGAAGUUGAUCUUCCUCGAUUCUCCAGCCAAACUGAACGACGUCAUCGACCCCGAACAGCAGAAACUACCCGGAGCAACGCUCUCGCUGGACGAAGACUUGAAAGUGUUCAACAACGCACUCAAGCUGAGCCACAAGGACACAAAGGUAGCGAUCAAGGUGGGACCCACCGCGCUGCAAAUCACGUCCGCUGAGAAGACCAAAGUGCUAGCGCACUCGGUGCUCCUGAACGAUGUCUAUUACGCGUCUGAAAUCGAGGAAGUGUGUCUUGUGGACGAUAACCAGUUUACGCUGUCCAUCGCCAACGAAAGCUCUCAGCUGAGCUUCAUCCACAAUGACUGUGACAACAUUGUUCAGGCGAUCAUUCACAUCCGCAACCGGUGGGAGCUAAGCCAACCGGACUCGGUUACCGUGCACCAGAAGAUCCGCCCCAAGGACGUUCCGGGAACGCUGCUGAACAUGGCGCUCCUUAAUCUGGGCUCAUCCGAUCCUAAUUUGCGGACGGCAGCUUACAACCAGUUGUGUGCGCUGACGGCAACGUUUGAUCUCAAAAUCGAGGGUCAACUGUUGGAAACUCAGGGGCUGUGUAUCCCGUCGAAUAAUACUAUUUUCAUCAAAUCGGUCAGCGAAACACUCGCCAACAAUGAAUCCCACUUGACGCUGGAGUUUCUGGAAGAGUGUAUUCAGGGUUUCCAGAGGAGCACCAUCGAAUUGAAGCAUUUGUGUUUGGAGUACAUGACCCCGUGGCUGGGGAAUAUGGUACGUUUCUGUAAGAACUGUGAAGACAACAAGCGGCAGAAGCAAGUGGCCAUGAUUCUUGAGAAAUUGAUCAACUUAACCAUAGAACAAAAGGAGAUGUAUCCAUCGAUCCAGGCGAAGAUUUGGGGAUCAAUCGGGCAAAUUCCGGAAUUGAUUGACAUGGUGCUGGAUAACUUUAUCCACAAAUCGGUAAGCUCCGGGCUGGGAUCUCCACAGGUGGAGAUCAUGGCGGAUACAGCGGUGGCUCUAGCUUCUGCGAAUGUUCAACUGGUGGCGAAGAAAGUCAUCGGGCGACUUUGUCGAGUUAUGGACAAAACAUGUCACUCACCAACUCAGUACCUAGAGCAGCACAUGAUGUGGGACGACAUCGCAAUCCUGGCCCGAUAUCUGCUCAUGUUGUCCUUCAACAAUUGUUUGGACGUUGCGCGUCAUCUACCGUACCUUUUCCACAUCGUAACCUUCCUGGUUUGCAGUGGCUCGCUGUCGAUGCGUGCAUCCACCCAUGGUCUAGUCAUCAAUAUACUUCACUCGCUGUGUACCUGCACGAAACCUUCGUUCUCGGAGGAAACCCAACGUGUGUUGCGGCUUUCCCUGGAUGAGUUCUCCCUACCAAAGUUCUACCUGUUGUUUGGCAUCAGCAAGGUCAAAUCCGCUGCUGUGACAGCGUUCCGCUCAUCCUGUCGACAUCCGAACGAUCGCUGGCUUGGAAACGAACGAGUUUCCCAGGCUCCACCAGCCGAUCGUGAGAGGCUUUCUCUUCCCUCGCUCGAGGUUGUCACCGAUGCGCUGCUCGAAAUUAUGGAAGCCUGCAUGCGAGACAUUCCGGACUGUGAGUGGUUGAACGCGUGGACUUCGCUCGCCAAGAGCUUCGCAUUCUGCUACAAUCCGGCACUGCAGCAUCGAGCCCUCAUCGUAUACGGUUGCAUAUCGAAAAGUAUUACCGACCAAGAUAUCAAGCAAUUGCUGCGAAUCAUGGUGAAAGCGUUGGAAUCCUUCAACGACAUCGUCCUGCUUGAGGCAUUGGUGAUGUGCCUGACGCGGUUGCAGCCACUACUGCAGCCCGAUUCUAUCAUGCAUACAUCCCUCUUCUGGGUUGCGGUCAGUGUACUUCAACUGGACGAGUCCACCCUGUACGCAGCAGGGCUGGCCCUGCUCGAGCAAAAUUUACACACGCUCAACUCCCAGCAACUGUUCGACAAACAGAACAUUGCCGACGUGAUGAUGACAACGCGGGAGCCACUCGAGUGGCACUUCAAGCAGCUCGACCAUGCUGUUGGGUUGUCCUUCAGGUCCAACUUCCACUUCGCACUCGUCGGCCAUUUGCUCAAAGGAUUCCGACAUCCAACGCCGACGACGGUGUCCCGAACGACCCGGGUGCUGACCAUGUUGCUCGGAAUUAUCGCCAAACCCCACCGGAGGGACAAGUUCGAGGUGACGCCGGAUAGUGUGGCUUAUUUGACGGCUUUGGUUUGCUUCUCGGAAGAAGUCCGAUCACGGUGUCACGUGAAGCACACGCUACCACGCUGGCCCAUUGAAACAAACAGCGUUACAGAUACGAACAGCAGCGGUGACUCAUCGUCAUCGAAUGCGGCCGGUGGAUCCCAAAGUGGUUCCGGCGGACAAAAUGUCCGCAGACAGAAGUCCUGGGACAUGUUGGAUCAAUCAGCGAUUCAGUACGCGCGUCAAUCGCACAAGGUCCAACCACAUCAGGACCCAGCUAUCAGAGGAAAAUCCUGGCGAAGUUUAGACUUAACCCAUAAUCCGCACCUUGGGAUGAUCAGUCAUUCCUCGUUUGUGUCACAUGCUUGUACUAAUACAAAUACCACACCUUCCGCGUACAACACCACUAAUAUGAAUAACAACAACACCUCCACUAAUGUAAACAACACAAACAGUCAGAUCGGUGGUGGCGCGUAUCAACGGAGCGAUUUCCGCAACCGUCGCUCCUCUUCAGAACCGGUCAGUCAUCAGAUGGUUCUGGUCAAUCCAAACAUUGCUAAGCUGAUGGCCCUCAAGCAGGCUCACAUUUACUCGGGUACUAGCAUCUCCUCUGCUCCACCCUCUGCCGCCUUGGGCACAAUCAGUAAUACCACCAUUAACACAGCUUCGACCACUGCUAUUACUACCACUAAUCUGACCAUCACUUGUACAAACUCCGCCACCACGAACAGUACGCUGACGAUCAAUACGGCGAACAGUAGCGCCACUAACAGUACUAGCCCGGCACAAUCUAUCGAAGAUGUUGAGAAUGACGACGAGACGAAUAACUUUAUCGUCGACUGUUUGCAAGACAUUUCAUCGAUCAAAUGUUCAAAAAUGGCCCGACUACUGUUCAAAACCCAGCGAUCGUUGUCCGUUCCGACGCCGAAGGGACGCCAGGGCAAGUCCGCCGGAACAAGCGAUCGACAGAAGGAGCGUGGAUCGCGUUCGUCGGUUUCGAACGAAUCGAAUGUUUUACUCGAUCCGGAAGUGCUACCGGACUCAUCCACCCAAGCGUUGGUCCUAACGGUGCUGGCAACACUGGUGAAGUACACUACGGAUGAGGCGGAAACGCGUGUCCUCUAUCAGUAUCUUGCCGAGGGAUCGGUUGUUUUCCCGAAGGUUUUUCCAGUGAUACACUCCCUGCUGGACCAGAAGGUGAACAACGUGCUCUCGGUAUCCAACGACCAGAUUGUGCUUGCCUCGGUACAGAGCAUCAUUCAGAAUAUGCUGGCCAGCGAGGAUGCCUCCCAGCAACCGUUGCAUUUUCUUCAGAGCUGCGGCUUCGGGGGUUUGUGGCGAUUCGCCGGACCUUUCACUAAGUACAAUUUAAUGGUCGAAUCAUCGGAACUGUUCGUCAACUGUCUGGAGGCGAUGGUCGAGACGUGUCUCCCGGGGGACGAGAAUACCCCGAUGCCCCAAUCGCCGAUGGUCUACAAUCUCAGCUCGAGCCUGAGCAGCCUCACACUUGGCUCACCGACGGAAAAAGAAUCCCUGGAUCACGAUGGCUUUAGCGGUAGUGUUAGUUCACUGCGCAGAGCUUCCUGCAGCAAAGCACGUAGUACAAAGCAUCGAUUCGUUGAUAGCCCAACCCAUAACAUUUAGAGCGUCAGCACGGUAGCAUGCGAGCACGCAGAAACCUUAUAGACUAUGGUAUAUACACACUCAUAUAUCAACUGUGUUGUUAAUCAUGGAAUGGAGAAAAACAAAAACGAACAGAAGAGAUAGGAUUGGAAAGGAUAUGUUAUCACAUCAAAAAUCAAACAAUGAAUAAAACAAAAAAGAAAUGCACUCACAUACUAAAAAAUAAGUGAUAAGAAAACAAGAAUAGAAACCAGUGUGUGCAUGUGCAUUUAUACUAAUCAAGUGAAAUAUUUUACAAUCAUAUAAAUUCGUUGGCUCACGCUGAUUGGAGAGAUGUGCAAUGAUUUCCUGGAACAUUUUUGUGCACUGCAGAGCCAGCUUUCUGGAGUCUCAGUAUCAAUUCCAGAUGGAUCAUAUUAACGAAAACUUGAAACAACGAUAGUGCUAUCUUGCAAUUGGAUCUAACAUUUGGCUUAACUCCCACGAUUCUGCGAGUUCAUUGUGUGUCUUUUCGCCAUUAUUGUUCCAUGAAGCUAGCCGUGUUCUGUGUAUUGAUUUCCGCCCUGGAAAAACAGCUUUUGAAUCGAGUUUCACCAAGAUGAAACUGAAAUGCUUCAACAUUUGAAUCUCAGCAACAUCUUACCUAUUGGUUACUUUGCCUUCUCCGACAUUGGUGAUCUAUUAUAGUACAAACUCAAGUACUCAUUCGUUAAAAUGCAAAAUAUAGCACAUAUAUUAAACUCAUCAUUGUUACGAGUUCAAAACUCCUCCCACCUGUGCCAAUCUUCUCGCUGCAGAUAGUUUAAGCCAUGAGACAGGAUAUUUUUAUACUAAGAGAAAAAUAAUCAACAUUUUUUCGUCGAAUUAUCUUAGUGGCAGAUAUGAAACUUGUUGUAUAAUCUAUUUUUUUUUUAAUAAUGAAAAAAUCAAUAUUAUACCAUGUAUUACAACACUUCGCAUAUGUGUAUUUUGGUAGAUUCAGUCUCUCAUUUGGAGAAAAAAACACAAAUCUAAUUCAUACUGCUCCUGAGGCGCAGUGAAUAAAUGUAUUGAAAAAAAAAGAUAGAUACAUAAUAUUAUAUUAAA